Messenger RNA from Saccostrea cuccullata (small rock oyster), 1551 nucleotides. Its product is annotated as protein slit-like. Gene Ontology annotation, cellular component: extracellular matrix. Lineage: Eukaryota; Metazoa; Mollusca; Bivalvia; Ostreida; Ostreidae. The coding region runs from base 82 to 1551 and encodes 489 amino acids. The record is from RefSeq and is a predicted model, not a curated record. Gene Ontology annotation, molecular function: protein binding. The transcript has 3 exons.
UUAAGCCGUAUCAGGAAGUUAAAUGAGAUUAAAUCGUGAUAAAAGGGAGGACACUUCAUUCAGAGAAACCAUUUUCUGGACAUGGUACAAAAUUAUAGCAUCCGGAUAUUAUAUGCAGUGAUGUUCUCAACAACACUCGUUGUAAAAAGUACUUCAAAUAACGUAUGCCCCACAUCGCCAUGUUUUUGUGCCAACGCCACAGUGGCAGACUGUUCUAAUAGGAAGCUUGAAACUCUACACUCCCUUCAUGGCACAAUCCCUGCAAGUGUUACAAACUUGGAUUUGGCUGGAAACAAUUUCUCUUACAUCAACGAUACAUUUUUUGACCCCAUUGCUUCAUUAAAAAUUGCAAAUUUAAGCAUCAAAGAAUGUAAAUUACAUGGAAUAUCUAAAAGAGCAUUGCAGAACUUAAAAGAAAUUUAUAAAUUGGAUCUUUCAAUGAAUGAAUUGGAAUACAAAUCAAUACUACAAAUUUUAAGAUGGUUGAAUGGUUCUCAAAUUAAUAAACUGGAUAUAUCUGAUGUGAAAGGGGCUCCAACAUCUCUACCAGAAAAUGUUUUUAAAAGCAUAUACAGAAAUAGUUCUCUUCAUACAGUGCAUCUUCGAAAUUGGGAAUUGGUCAAUGUAAGUGGAACGGCAUUUAAAAAUAUGUCUAAAUUAAAAACACUUGACUUGAGUAAUAAUAACAUUCUUGAACUUAAAAUGGAGGGAUUUCAGCACAUAAAACAAUUAAAUCUAACGUUGAAUGAACUUGCCUAUGUCCCAAAAAUGUGUGAUUCAAAGAAUAAAUCGUAUGUUCCUAGGUUGAAAUUUCUAUGGAGUUUGAAGAAGUUACGUUUGAACGAUAUGCUAACGUACGAUUUGAUUAUCGAAAAAGACGCAUUUAAGUCGAAAUCAUUGGAGGCUUUAUUCUUUGGAAGCAAUAAAAGAGUAACAAAAGAAAUGCUACAAUAUCAAACUAUAUUCCAGAAGUGUACAAAUGUAAGAACAUUAGACAUGUCGCUUUUUGAUUUAUCUGCUUUUACAGACGAAGACUUUUUAAAAAUGUUAUCUCCUCUUACACAUCUCAAACAACUAAUUUUACGUCAUUCUGUAUUGAAUUUCGUUCCAUUUAUAUCACAUUUGAAAACACUUCAGAUUUUGAAUUUACACGGUAAUUUUAUUCGCCAUGUUCAUAAAGAUAGUUUUAUAAACAAUACAAACUUACAUAAAAUUAUUCUCAGAAAAAACCAAUUAACAUCUAUCCAUGAAGAUUCAUUCACAGAAGAUAUAUGGAAUAAUUCAAAUUUUACAAUCGAUGUUUCCUUUAAUCCUUUUGCUUGUGACUGUGACCUUGAAUGGUUCGUUAAGUGGGCAGAUGCACACAGAGAAAAAGUCAUUAAUUAUCAUUCCAAUCAGUGUGAUUCACCAAAAGAGUGGAAGGGUCGUCACAUAAAUAGCAAUUUACAUUACCUCAAAAUGAGAUGUCAUCCAUUGAAUCGAAUUUUCAUCAUCAUCCUGACUAUUGGUUCCUUUGUAUUUAUUUUUCUAUUUACCUUUGUACUUCUUUGA